This is a messenger RNA of Cylas formicarius (sweet potato weevil), 3149 nucleotides long. RefSeq lists its product as uncharacterized. NCBI's taxonomy places the organism in Eukaryota, Metazoa, Arthropoda, Insecta, Coleoptera, Brentidae. Gene Ontology annotation, molecular function: sequence-specific DNA binding. The transcript has 14 exons. Bases 184 to 3096 code for a protein of 970 amino acids. The record is from RefSeq and is a predicted model, not a curated record.
UAUAAGCCAAUAAAUGAUAGUUUGAUGCCCUUCUCACUCACUCUUUAAUGCUACUCUUUUUGAGCAGAGGAUAGCAAAAUGCAUUAUUUAUUAGCUUCUUUGGAUCUGCCAUCGGAAUGUUAUUGCAAACAUAACCAACAUAACCUAGACUUCUGUGUGUUUUACCAUUUUUGUAGAUAAAAAAUGCCGAUGUUGUGCAGUGCAGAUGGUUGCCCCAGUAAACAAGUAAAAGGAAUAUCAUUUUUUCGAUGUCCUAAAGACAAGUCCAGAUGCGAAAACUGGAAACGUGCGUUGGGGUUUGUUGGUAACCAUAAAUAUGCAAAUUUGACCCCGGAACAAUGUCAAGCUAGGAUAAAAAUUUGCAGUUUGCACUUUCCUGAAGGAACUUAUAUAAAACACAAUAUGAAAGGUCACCUAGAUUACGAUGCUAUUCCCUCAUUGAAUUUGUUGAAAAAUGAUGACGUUAAGGACCACAACGAUGUUUCUAUUAAAACAGAAAAUGAUGAUGAGCUCAUCAAAAAUGAUUCAAUACGCACAGAAGAUACAACAGAUGUUGCCAACAGUUAUGAAGAUAUUUCUCAUAUCCAAUAUGCUUAUGUGAAAGAUGAAGGAGACCCCACAGACAUUAUUAUUAAAACAGAAAAAGAUGAUGGAAGCUACGGAAAUGUUUCUUUUCACAAUGAGUGUACCCAAGAUGUCAAAAGUUGCAAAGACGCUUUUCAGACAUACAUUUUUCCGAAAGAUGAAGAAGACCACGCGGAUGUUCCUAUUAAAACAGAAAAAGAUUGUAGCAGUUACGAAAGUGUCUUGCUUCAUAGCGAAUAUAUGCACGAUGAUGUCAAAAAGUACGAAGAUGUUUCAACAAGUCAUUUUGCCAAGGAUCACGUGAGCUUUAAGAAUGUUUCCCUUCAAACGGAAGAUACGCCAGUUAUAGUCACAAGUUAUAAAGACGUUUCUCUUCAAACGUGUGUUUUUGGAAAUGAUAAGUCGAUACAAACAGUACCCGCCCUCCCCAUAGUUCCGCCUAAGAAAACAAAAUCGGUGCAGGAAACCAAAAGUUUAAAAAGACCUGAGGCGCAGUCAUCAACGUCUUUAUCAAAGAAAAGGAAAACUGACGACGAGACGGAACCGGAAAUAACUAUAAAAGACGUGCACAAAUAUUUGGAAAAAAAUUAUUCGGAGUCUUCUUUCAAAUCAAUAAAAACCCAGUUGGAUUUGUUAAACACGUCGCCCAAGGGUUGCCGGUACACCGACGAGUUCAAGAAAGUCGCUUUGAGCAUUUACUUCUUGGAUCCCAAGUCAUACAGGCAAUUUUACACCCUGUACAGGUUGCCCUCGAAGAGAACGCUCACCCGCUUCAACAAAAAAUGGGUGAUCAGUCCCGGUUUUAACGACUUCAUUUUUUGUUUCCUCGAGCUCAGGGGCAAACUGUUCAAAGGCAACGAGAAAGAUUGCGUCGUCUGCUUGGACGAAGUCGGCGUGAAACCGCAUUUCUUCUACGACAUUUCCAGGGAUAAAAUAGUGGGCUUUCAGGAAGGGCACAGUUCGAAUAGCGCGAAAAUCGCGACCACCGCCUUGGUGGUUAUGGUCCGCGGGUUGGCGAGCAACUGGACCCAACCCAUCGCGUAUUUCUUCUACCAUUCGAAUACGCCCCCCGAGGAAAUGAAAAACAUUUUAUUCGAGAGCGUCGAAAGGUUGACCUCCAUAGGGUUUAACGUGCUGGGGGUAGUUUCGGAUCAGGGAAGCAAUUUUCGAAAACUGGUUAAUAUCCUUAAAGUUACUACAAAAAAUAAUUUCUUUUUCGUAAAUGACGUAAGACUCGUGUACCUGUUCGACGUACCUCACCUCUUAAAGUCGACCAGGAAUAAAUUGUUUUCCUACAACUUUCGAACACCGGAAGGGACGGUAAAAAAAUGCUAUUUGGAUACGCUUUUUGAACAAGACGCGAAGAGGGAAUAUCGACUUUGUCCGAAAUUGACUAACCAGCACUUAUCUCCCGACAGCGUUCAUAAAUUGAAGGUUAGGUUCGCAUCGCAAAUGCUUAGUCAUUCUGUGGCGGCAGCACUCUAUGCCUACAUAGACUUCAAGGUUUUGCCGCCAGAGGCCGCCGCAACCGCGAGUUUCGUUAAAACGAUGAACGACCUGUUGGACGCGUUGAAUUCUUUUACCGGCACGGAAAAAGAACUUAAAUUUCUGCAACGAAUCGAGUCCGUGUUCGAUAACUUGACGGUUACGAAAGUGGUUAAGCGGCGAGAAAAGUACGUCGAAAAGUGUUUAAACAAUCAAAUGCAUUUUAUAUACGGAUGGAAAUUGACCAUCGGUUCCGUUAAAGCGUUGUGGGAAACGUUAAAAUCCAAGAGAUACGCAUUUUUGCCGACAAGGAACCUCGGUCAGGAGUGUAUCGAAAACUCUUUCGGCCAUAUUAAAAAUUACGGGAACCCAAUGAAUCGGACCCCGGUUCAAUUUUCCCGGGCGUUUAAAAAAGUGUUCGCGCUUAAACAUUUUAAUGGAGCCGACGGUGCGGGUUACGUGGACGACAUCAACGAGGUUUUGUUGAAAACGCCGGAAUUGUUGGAGAAGUGCAAAAGCGUAAGGGCAGAGCUGAAAAGUAAACCGUUGAAAGUUUUCACGAGCGAUUACAGAAACAUUUCCUGCGGCGACGGUAACACGCUGGUUUGCGUUACCGAGUAUUUGCUUAAAAAAAGUCUGUUCCAACAUACCUGCGACGUAUGUCUGAACUAUAUCGAACGUUGUUCCUCGCAAAACGAGGCCAUGUGGUUCUUCCAGGCCUGCGGUUCUAACGAAUGCGGUAGUUUAAAUGCUCCUGCUGUAGACUUUAUCGUUAAAUUAGAGAAUAUUUUUGUCGAAAAUUUCAAUACUCUGGCGUGUCAAAACCACAUCGGUCGAAAACUAAUGGAUCUGUUUAAAAACGUACCUUUUGCGCAUCCAUGCGAAAACUUUCCCUUUGAAUAUUUCGUCGCGCUGUAUAUUAGGAUACGAAUAUAUUUCACGAUAAAAUUUGCGAAUCGUGAUGUUAAAGAACAGAGAAAGGAAAAAAGGAAGAACUUGAACUUAAAUAUUUUGCAAAAUUUGUAAAAAUGGAUGUGUGAAGCUGUACUUACAAGUAUUUUGUUGCCUUAAUUUCUCGU